AUGCCUGCAGUUUUGCCAGCGGUGCCGAGUUCGAGCGGUCGAAGGUUGAAAAAGCUCAAGAAAAGAGUGAAGAAGAAAUCGAAAAAGGAUGAAAAGAAGAAUUUAGAUACAGAUACAACGAAUUCUACUUCGCCAGAGCUUCCAAAAGAUAAUAAAGAAAAGAUAAUCGCAGACCCAAAAACCAUCCGCUGGAUCGGAAAACUCGACGAUCCCGAACAAGAAGCCCGCCGAAUUGAAAUUUACAAAGAAGAGCGCAGGAAGCGCUACGCGACGAUGGGUAUUUAG
Molecule: messenger RNA, 285 nt
Organism: Oikopleura dioica
Lineage: Eukaryota; Metazoa; Chordata; Appendicularia; Copelata; Oikopleuridae
Source: the annotation of a GenBank genome assembly